AUGUUCCCCAGCUAUUUAUCCGAUGCUUAUCCCCAAAAUGGAUUAGGCUUGCUUGGAGUCGGCGAUGUUCUGAGCCACUCUCACCCAUGCAGAUCUACAGUGAUAUCACGUGCAUAUAAUAGGAAUUCCAUAGUUAGCUCACAGGCCAUUCUAAGAGUAUUAACAAAAAAGAAAUACACCAAUGAAUCUGUUGAGGAUGGUGGGUUGGAGGAUCUUCACAUUUUUUUUACGAGGUCGCAUGCAUCUGUUGGGGAUGAGCUUGUUUUAUGCAACAUCUUCGACAAAAAGUCGACCAGAGAAAAGAAACAGAGGUUAGGUCGUCUUCAUAUUCAAAUUGCAAUUCUUUCGAGGAAGCAAAAAGCAAAGAGAAUGGCUGAAUUCUUGUGGAUUUUUGCUGUACAAGAAGUUCUAAAGAAGACAGUGAAAGUAGCAGCAGAGGAGAUUAGUAUGGCAUGGGGCUUCAAGAAGGAGCUCUCCAAAUUGAGAAAGUGCUUACUCAAAUCUGAAGCCAUUCUAAGAGAUAUUAACAAAAAGAAAUUACACCAUGAAUCUGUGAGGAUGUGGGUGGAGGAUCUUCAACAUUUUGUUUACGAGGUCGAUGAUCUGUUGGAUGAGCUUGUUUAUGAACAUCUUCGACAAAAAGUCGACACAGAGAAAAGAAACAAGAAGGUGCGCAAUUUCUUUUCAUCCUCCAAUAAUCCUUUUCCGUUUCGUAGGAAGAUGGCUAAAAGAAUGAAGGACAUUACUGAAACUUUGUAUAAACAUUACUGUGAGGCAAGCCCUUUAGGAUUGGUUGCUCUGCUUGGGGAGGAAUCCAUAGAAACACAUAAGAAUAUUAAUCUUAAGCAGAUUCGAGAGACAACAUCGAAUCUUAAUUUUGAAGAAGUUAUAAUAGGAAGAGAAGUUGAAGUUUCAAACAUAGUGAAGAUGGUGAUUGAAUCUAGCAAUGAACAUCCAAUGUCCAUCAUACCCAUUGUGGGUAUGGGUGGAUUGGGGGAAACAACUUUGGCAAAGAUGGUCUUCAAUCAUGAGUUGGUUAAAGAUCAUUUUGAUGAAACUAUAUGGGUUUGUGUGUCUGAACCAUUUAUCAUUCUAAAUAUUUUGGAAGGGAUGUUUCAAAGUCUCACAAAAACUUCUAGUGGCUUGAACAAGGAGAAUUUACUUCGAAAGCUCCAAGAGGAGAUGCAAGGUAAAAGUUAUUUGCUUGUUCUUGACUAUGUUUGGAAUGAAGAAGCUAGAUUGUGGGGUGAGUUAAGGGAAUGCUUAAAAAAUAUUGCUGGAAAAUUUGGGAAUAGUAUUAUUGUGACCACGAGGAGUGCAGAAGUUGCAACUGUCAUGGAAACAACUUCGAGUCAUCACCUAACAAAACUGUCUGAUGAUCAAUGUUGGUCAUUGUUUAAAGAGAGUGCAAGUGCAAAUGGACUAUCAAUGAGUCCAAAGUUAGAGAUUAUUCAAAAAUUGGUUAUUAGAAGAAUUGGUGGUGUACCACUAGUAGCAAAGGUACUUGGAGGGGCAACAAAGUUUGAAGGAAACUAUGAGAGAUGGUUGACUCAAGUUGAAAGUGUAGUAACAAAUAUAUCCAAUGAUGACAAAGACUUUGUUUUUUCCACUCUAAAACUUAGUGUGGAUUGUCUACCACUUUUUUCAUUAAAGCAAUGUUUUGCAUAUUGCUCAAAUUUUCCAAAAGAUUAUGAAUUUGCUAAAGAAACUCUUAUUCAAAUGUGGAUAGCACAAGGGUUCAUUCAAGCACAAAAAGGAAACAACACAAUGUUGGAGGAGAAUAUAGGAGAAGAUUAUAUCAACUUCUUAUUAUCUCGCUCCUUAUUUCAAGAUGUCUCUAAAGAUAUUGAUGGGACAGUUACCCACUUUAAGAUGCAUGAUCUAAUACACGAUAUUGCUUGUGUUAUUUCAAGUCAUCAAAAUUUCGAAUUUAAACAUAGCAAUUGGAGUGAAAAAAGCACAAGAAAGUUACGCACAACUGUUAUCAAUAACAAGAUGAUUCAUGAUAAAUUGGUAGACCUUGGUUCUUUACGUGUUUUAGUUAUGAAUUCACCAUUUCUUCGAAUCUUACCGGAUUCAAUUGGUAUGCUAAAACAUUUGAGGUAUCUUGACAUUAUAGGUUCUUCGAUAUUGAAGCUUCCAGAAUCUAUUACUAUGCUUUAUAAUUUGCAAACACUUAAACUUGGCACAAGAGUGGAUCUUCCAAAGAACUUGAGAAAAUUGGUCAUGUUAAGGCAUUUGCAAUUCUUCUACAUUUACAUCAAGCAAAUGCCUUUAUGUAUAAGCCAAUUGAUUCAUCUUCAAACAUUACCUGCAUUUGUAGUAGGUUCUGAGAAGGGAUGUAAAAUUGAAGAACUUGGACCUUUAAAUAACCUCAAAGGAUCAUUACAACUUUCAAGUCUCAAUCGAGUAAAAAGCAAAAAGGAAGCUAUAGCUGCAAAGUUGAUGGGAAAGAAGAAUUUAUGUGAACUAACCUUUGAAUGGGAUGUUUACUCUGAAGAAGAAAAGCAUAACAACUGUAAUAAUGACUUUGAAGUAUUGGAAGGACUUCAACCACACAAGAAUCUUCGAUCGUUGUCUGUUGUUCACUAUGGGGGACAAGUUUUGCCUAAUGGUAUCUUUGUUGAAAAUUUGGUUAUAAUAUUUCUACAAGAAUGUAACAGAUGUGAAAUGCUUCCAAUGCUAGGACAACUACCUAACUUAGAGGAGCUUCACAUUUCCUCCAUGGGUAGUGUGAGAAGUAUAGGCAGUGAGUUCUAUGGAAACACUCAUUACUCCAACCAAAGGGUUUCUUUUCCCAAGUUGAAGGAACUUUCCUUUCGUCUCAUGCAAAACUUAGAGCAAUGGGAAGACGUAACAGAUGGUAUUGCUUUUCCAUAUCUUCAAAGCUUAUCUAUUGUCAUUUGUUCCAAACUAUUGGAUGUUCCACAUCACUUUGUAUCUCUUCGAACUUUAAGAAUUGUGGGAUGUGAAGAAUUGGCGAAGCUACCAAAUGGGCUAAACUGUCCUAAUUCCAUUGAGUCCUUGAAGAUUUCUGAAUGUCCAAAUUUGGCCUUAAAUUUACAUAAUAUGCAUAAUUUGAAAGAAAUGGAAAUUGUUGGAUGUAUGCAAGACUACGACUUUAGUCCUCUCCUGCACCAAUCUUCAAUACUUACACAUCUUUCCUUGAUUGAUAGUUUGAGAAAUGCAACUGAGCUUCCUCGACAACUUAAGUAUCUCACAGCUCUGAAAGCUUUAACUAUUAAAAAUUUUAAUAGUUUGGAAGCUUUACCUGAUUGGUUGGGAAACCUUACAUCUUUAGAAACAUUGGGACUUUUUGAUUGCAAGAAUUUGAAAUGCUUCCCUUCAAAAGAAGUCAUGCUAUGCCUCAAGAAAUUGAAUCAUCUCCAUGUUCGUGGAUGUCCAAUGCUACUACUUGGCCAAGAUGAUCCAGAGAAGGCCAAACUUUCCCAUCUUCCCAACAAUUGUGUUGAUGUAAGGUUUCAGUCUUUAUUCUUAAUAUAUUCUAAGUUUCUAUUUUUAAAGGCCCGUUUGGUAAUUAUUUCGUUUUUGUUUUUUGUUUUUUUAAAAUUAAGCUUAUUUUCUCCCCAUUGCUUAUAAUGAUUUACAUCAUUCUUAAGUACAAUAAUUG
Molecule: messenger RNA, 3631 nt
Organism: Benincasa hispida (wax gourd)
Lineage: Eukaryota; Viridiplantae; Streptophyta; Magnoliopsida; Cucurbitales; Cucurbitaceae
Source: RefSeq, a predicted model, not a curated record